Rotaria sordida is the source of this 861-nucleotide messenger RNA. The record is from the annotation of a GenBank genome assembly. Lineage: Eukaryota; Metazoa; Rotifera; Eurotatoria; Philodinida; Philodinidae.
AUGGUAGAUUUUGAAGCAAUAUUUUCUCUUCUUCGAAUCAUUUUAUUUGCAAUUCUUACUUUAGUUACUUUUAUUUAUUCAAUUCCAAUUAUAUUUAUUCGUCGUUUUCAUCGUCGUAAUAUGAUACUUACACUUAAUAUAUGUUCAGUUACUAUAUGUUGUUCUCUCUAUUGGACUAUUUUUUAUAUAAUAUUGGAGUUCAAUCCUUUGAUUAUAUAUAAAUUUAUGUUAGAUUCAUGUAGAUUUGUACUUAUUUUUUCAACAUUAAUAACUCUUCAAGUACCUUUUAGUUUUGUUACAGCUUCAAUUAAUCGUUUUUGUUCUGUAGUAUAUUUUAAUAAGAAUUUAUUUAAAACAAAACAAUGGGUUUUUAUUUGUAUUUUAUUUCAAUGGAUAUUUGGAAUUAUUAUAACAUUACCUGUUGUAUUAGGAAUUCAGCCGUAUUGUGUUACUUCACAAUGGGUUGAAAUAUAUAGAUUAAUAUUUAUUGUCAUAGUUCCAUCAAUUGUUUUUCUUAUCAUUAAUAUUCUUAUAUAUGUUACUGUUCGUUCAUUAUCACAUCGUAUUCGACCAAGUUCAUUUUCGGUAACAGAAAAUAAUCCUCGAAAUAUUCGACAAGAAAGAAUUAGUCGACGUGAUAUUCAUCUAUUUCGACAUAUGAUUAUAAUGUUUUUAAUUUUUGUUGGAGGAUGGACUCCAUUAUAUGCACUUUUUGCAAUUCAAACACAAGCUUUAGCUAAUAUAAUUCUAUCGGAAUGUUUUACAAUUUGGUGUCAAUUAGCUUUUUUAUGUGAUAUUAUUGAUCUUUAUUUGUACAAUCAUGAAGUGAGAAAUUAUCUUAAAAUAAUAUUCUGUCGAUGA